Messenger RNA from Suillus fuscotomentosus, 1431 nucleotides. Its product is annotated as cytidine deaminase-like protein. Bases 1 to 942 code for a protein of 313 amino acids. Lineage: Eukaryota; Fungi; Basidiomycota; Agaricomycetes; Boletales; Suillaceae. The transcript has 7 exons. The record is from RefSeq and is a predicted model, not a curated record. Gene Ontology annotation, molecular function: zinc ion binding; hydrolase activity.
AUGUUGCCCCUGCUUCCGCUGCGGCCCAAUACCAUUGGCGAUGAGCACAAACGCCUUUUGGACCCGCCCAUAUCACUAUCUUCCUCUCAAAACUCAAACGUGAAAACUCUUUCCUUUGCCUCACCAGCCCUGUUGCUGGAUCACGUCACACAGCAUUGGCGCUCAAAUUUUGUUACGACUGACCUCAACUCAGACAGACUAGUGAACUACUUCAUCAGGCGCCCGUUCUUCAUGCUAAUUAGCAUAGAUGCACCCAUCUUGCAACGUUAUCACCGCUGCCAUCGUCUAAUAAACAUAGCAACUCUCGAAGACUUUGUGCAGGCACACGACCGCGAAGUGUUUGGAGACAGUAUAGGGCCACACUCUCCCGGAGGGUUUUCACUGCUCCGCCGCGCCAGCCCACAGGUCAAACUCAAAAUCGUCAAUUCCUUCGAUUCCAUCACAGAACUCUAUCAUCAACUGGAUUCUUUAGAUAUUACGAAUACCAAUCGACUUAGACCUCAAUGGGAUACCUAUUUCAUGACGCUCGCAGAUCUUGCUUCGCAACGUUCCAACUGUAUGAAGCGCCGCGUGGGCGCCAUACUUGUCCGUGAAAACCGCAUCGUUUCCACAGGAUAUAACGGUACUCCUCGUGGUGUUAAAAACUGCAAUGACGGGGGAUGCGGACAUUGCAAUCGCACAUCGGCGACUAAUGGUACCGAAUGUCUCUGCCUACAUGCCGAAGAAAAUGCGCUUUUGGAAGCAGGAAGAGAUCGGGUUGGCGCGAAUGCUACUAUGUAUUGCAAUACAUGUCCGUGUUUGAAAUGUACCAUCAAGAUCAUCCAGAGUGGUGUUAAAAGAGUGGUCUACAAUUUGAGCUAUAAGGUAGAUGACGCUUCUGCACGAUUGUUCCAGGAAGCUGGCGUAGACAUCUUCCGACACGUUCCACCCCCUGAACCAUAAGAUUGGAAGAUUGAUAGUAAGAUACGAUAUCACGAUAACAUCAUUUACGCAUUGAGGAUUACGCGUACAUUGUCUUGUAUAUCCCACCUGUAUUCUCUCAAGUAAGCGACUUCACCAGUCAAAUGUCCACACGUCGCCAUAAGCGCCAGCCAUACGGCAUCUUCAUUACCCCUGCCGAGCGCGACAUACAACUCUCUUGCAUAGGCCUGCAGUUCCUCGUGUGCCUGUUUGUGCAAGAAGCGCCUGAAUGCGAGUAUGACCUGCCAACCGGAUGCAUCUUGCAUAUGGACACCAGCUACGGCAGCCGUCAUCGUCCGCAGAAUGGAGCGAUAUAAGCGAUGAGAAUGGGUGUAUGCUGAUUCCGUUCCUACUGCUCCAUAACCACGGCGUGCAAGGGCAUUCUGAUUGUCGGAUGCAUCUAGCUUUUUCAAAAUGUUGCCAAAACGGGGCCAGACAUCGUCCCACACUCGCCUGCCCAUGAAACUGCCA